UCAAAAAGGCGUCAAAUAACAAUUCGUUACUGACAUUGUUUUUGUUUAAUUUCGUAAUAUUUCAUUAAUUUACAUGAAAAUAAAGCAUAAAGAUGUCGCAAACAUUUUUACUAGAGCCGGAUAUAAUAGCAGCCACGCAAAAUGUUAUGCCAGAUCUCAACAACGAUUUGGUGCUGGCAAAGAAUUUUUUGAAACAACAAAGUGCAGCCACUGGUGACUCUUUGUACGAUCAUUUAGUGGACGUGGUACAAAAGAUACUAUCCCAAAGUCCUCCAGAUGUGGUGGACAACUUCGAGCAGUAUUCCUGGGAGGUGAAGCAGGAGAAGUUCCGGCCAAACUUUGAUUUACUCAAUGACAUCUACUUGUCCCCUCCACAACUUGCCACCGUGCGGCAAGUGGAUGAAAUGUUCCGGCUGGUAGCAAGCAAAGCGACAAAGUUAGAUGCCGGUGGCGAAGAGGAGCAGGAGCUGGAUCUAGAAGAAGACAAUUACAAGCCGAAGAUACAAGACCUCGUGGAUCACAACUACUAUUUCAGACAGGCCGGGUUCGGCUUGCCAGCCAGUGAGUGUUACGCGAUCUACAUAUCUAUGAUUAUGUUGGGGAUCAAAGAACCUGUUUCCACCAUCAGAUUCUUCGGCAAGAUCUUCGGCACUAAAGCGAACUACUACGUGAUGGAAACAGACCUCACUCUAGAAGAAUUGGAUAGAAGAAUCAGGGCCUUCGAAUUGAAGGAUAUGCCUGGAGAAGGCGAAGCUAUAGACGAGGCCAAAGCCCAGGCUGUAGAGGAACAGGCAGAGAUACUCGGUGAGGGGGAGGGGAAAGAGCCAGUUUCCAAGGAACCAGUACCUCCAAAGAUCCCUCCAGAGCCCGUGUCCACGUGGCAACCGCCUCCUCCCAUACCUGUCGAGCGACCCGGUCAAGGAAUCAAUAGGAAGGUUUACUGGGUGUGCAACCGUCCAGGCGAGCCGUGGAUCUGCCUGCCAGAUAUCAAACCAGACCACGUCCGCGUUGCCAGGCUCUGCGUGCGCUGUAUGACCGGAGAAUUGGAUUCUGAGGUGAUAACCUUCCCUCCGUUUGAGGGUACAGAGAAAGAGUUCCUGCGCGCUCAGAUCGCUCGCAUCGCUGCUGCCACGUCAAUUUCCCCGCAAGGGUUCUUCACGUACGGAUCAGGGGAGGAAGAGGAAGACCUCGACAUGGAAGAAGGGGGUGGUGACAUGGAGUUCAAUCUAAACCCUUUCUACCAGGGGCACACGUUGAAGGACCUGAUGGACUCCAACCUGACCUACUGGGUGCACCAUGGGAGACACAUCCUGAAGCAGGGCAGAACUUUGUGGUGGAACCCUAACGCGGGGAUGGAAGAAGGCUUAGAGGAGGAAGAUGAUGAGGGCCCACCUCCCGUGGAGCCGGAGGUCGGACCCCCUCUGUUCACGUCGCUGUCAGAGGACGCCAGGAUCGAGGGCAUGUCUGCAUGGAGUGCCCGCGUCAGCAGCACUCUGAGCCCCGAGAGGGCCAUGGUCGUACUCCGGAGUAACCUCUGGCCAGGAGCCGUGGCUUAUGCUACUGUUGGCAAGAAAUCCGAGUGUCUCUACGUGGGCUGGGGUCUGAAGUACAAUCCCCCGAACUUCUCCCCCCUACAGCUCCCAGUACCGCAGCUGGAGUAUCCAAUUGGACCAGAAAUCAUGGAGAUGGCCGACCCCACAUUUGCUGAUGAAGAGGCCUACCGCAUCGCCCACCUACCCCCACCCCCACCACCGGUAAUGAUGGAAGAAGCAGGCUUCGGUGAAGAAAUUGAAGAAGAAGAUUAGGCCUUCUUACAUGCCACGCUAUUUUCAACUUAUUGCUAUUAGAAUAAAAUAGACAUUUGAUU
This is a messenger RNA of Spodoptera frugiperda (fall armyworm), 1867 nucleotides long. RefSeq names its product radial spoke head protein 6 homolog A (gene Rsph4a). Gene Ontology annotation, biological process: cilium assembly; axoneme assembly; cilium movement involved in cell motility. Gene Ontology annotation, cellular component: axoneme; radial spoke. The record is from RefSeq and is a predicted model, not a curated record. The transcript is spliced from 13 exons. Bases 93 to 1805 code for a protein of 570 amino acids. NCBI's taxonomy places the organism in Eukaryota, Metazoa, Arthropoda, Insecta, Lepidoptera, Noctuidae.